UUCUUGCUGCUGAUAAGGCCAACAACACAAGCCAGUCGUUGUAAUGAUUUUUGUCUUGAUCAAGAAAGAGAAGGGACGAGCAUAUUUGGUUUGUACUUUUAGAAUAACUUCAAAAGAGUCCAAGGUUAUAUUCAGAAACAUUUAAUCAGCUUAAUUAAUCAUGCCACCAAUUCUUCUUUUCACUUUGAAAUAUUCAUCCCUGAGAGAAUAUCUCGGGUAGUUUUUCUCACAGAUGUCCUCUGUCCAUUAGGAGCGAGCAACUAAGUGACCCCCGGCUGGGAAGCGCAUUGGGCGGGCUGCAGAGCCACGAGAAGACGGGGGAGCUUGAAUCUUUUAUCGGAGGAAUGCCCACGUUGCAGAGAGAACGAUUGUGACACUGCUGCUUGCUCCUGCAUGGCCGCACAUUUCUCCACUCGACUCCCCGUUUGCAUCGGCCAAGAGGACAUAAAACAAGGUGGGGGACGCUGUGCUCUUUUUAGCCGGGUGCCGCUGCGCACAUUCGGUGCGCUCCUGCAGACUGACUGCGCCCAGGCUGCGGUCAGCGGAGCUCUCCAUGCAUCCGAGCCGCAAAUAGACACUUUCCUCCGGCGGGAUUCCACGCAUCGACGCCCUUUUAUAAUCCAUUAUUGUUUCACUCCGAGCCUCGAGUGAAAGAAGAGCACAAAAACAGCCUCAUCUGCAAGUUUACGCGCGUCGACUGUGCAGCCUCUGCACGAUGGCGGUGACGGCGAAAGCGGCGCUGCUUCUCCUGAUUGUCACCGUCUCACAAACAGCCUUUUGUGCAGAGGUGGAGGAGCGUCUGGUGGGUCACCUGUUGUCGGGUGACCGCUACAACAAACUGAUCAGACCGGCCGUCAACAACAGCCAGCAAGUCACCAUUUACAUCCAAGUGUCUCUCGCUCAGCUGAUCAAUGUGAAUGAGAGGGAACAGAUCAUGACCACCAACUGUUGGCUCACUCAGGUGUGGAACGACUACAGAUUAAUGUGGGACCCCGAUGAGUAUGAUGGCAUCAAGAAAAUCCGCCUCCCGACACAACACAUUUGGCUGCCAGACAUCGUCCUCUACAACAAUGCUGACGGCACCUAUGAAGUCUCCUUCUACUCCAAUGCUGUGGUCUCUAACAAUGGCGAGGUGGCCUGGCUCCCUCCCGCCAUCUACAAGUCGGCCUGCAAGAUUGAAGUCCGCGACUUUCCCUUUGACCAGCAGAACUGCACCCUUAAGUUUCGCUCGUGGACGUACGACCACACUGAGAUCGACCUCAUCCUCCUGAGUGACUUUGCCAGCCGCGACGAUUUCAAACCCAGCGGCGAGUGGGAUAUUGUGUCACUGCCAGGACGCAAGAAUGAAGACCCAGAUGACAUCAGGUACCUGGACAUCACUUAUGACUUCAUCAUUAAGAGAAAACCUCUCUUCUACACCAUCAACCUGAUCAUCCCCUGUAUCCUGAUCACAUCUUUGGCCAUUCUGGUCUUCUACCUGCCAUCAGACUGUGGUGAGAAGAUGACGCUUUGCAUCUCUGUGCUCCUGGCCCUCACUGUGUUUUUACUUCUUAUCUCAAAGAUUGUGCCACCCACAUCUUUAGCAGUGCCUCUGAUCGGGAAGUACCUGAUGUUUACUAUGGUGCUGGUCACCUUUUCCAUCGUCACCAGUGUUUGUGUGCUCAACGUCCACCAUCGCUCCCCUAGUACGCACACCAUGCCUCCUUGGGUCAAACGCAUCUUUAUGUAUCAACUUCCCUCGUAUCUUUUCAUGCGAAGACCUGGCAGAUCCAACAUACGUGAGCGGUUCCGGAAAAAAUACCAACAACAAUCGUACUCUGAGAAGAAAGCGGGUGCAGAUGCGGGGACAGGUUCUGUGGGACUGGCAGACUCCUCGUCAUCCUUCUACGUCAACGAGGAGUCGGCCAAACGCUGGCCGUUCAGCGACUUUGCCGACAACACAGAGUUCAGGAAGAGGACGACACUGAAAAGCAGCAUUGAUGUGGAGGAUGCCGUGGAUGGCGUGCGCUACAUUGCCGACAAGAUGAAGAGUGAGGAUGACGAUGAAGGGAUCAUUGAGGAUUGGAAGUACGUGGCGAUGGUGAUUGACCGCCUCUUCCUGUGGAUCUUUGUUUGUGUAUGUGUGGCGGGAACCGUGGGCCUCUUCAUGCAGCCUCUGUUCCAGAGUUACAACACCCCCAUUGUUGAAGACAUGGACCAGAACUGAAGGGUGACACCUGAACUUGGAAAAAAAGUCUACCUUAAUUCCUACCCUCCUCUUCAAAGCGCCAAGCCAAUCUUUUUAUCACAUGACCUUACUUAAAGUAUGUCCUCCUCACCUGACACUCUGAUGCACUUUAGCCCUCUUCCUCCAGCACCUAUUCGCCACCUGACCUCACUCUCCAGCCUUUUCAACCUCAACUUGUCCUGCCAUAUUCUGAUCCAACAGGAGAUAUAAGAUGUAUCUAGUUUUGAUGAAGAAAUUGCUGAGUUUGUUGGUCUCAGUUGAUCCAAGUCAGUAAUAGUGUAACUCAGGUUUACAGGUUUUUGCUUUGGGACCAAUUUUAGCAUCAUUGGGUCAAAAUUGAGCUUCCUUUUAUGACCCCCUGAUUCCAUUAUUAAUUCAUAUUGACAUUACCUUGUAACCUAGUUCAUCUUAAGGGUGUUUGAGGGCAUUUAGGUCAAGUUUUUUUUUUGGCAUCAAACCCAUUCAAGCAUCAAGCAUCAUGACUGUAUUGUGUGGUGUAUAGGUGUAUACUGUGUGUGUGUGUAUAUAUAUAUAUAUAUAUAUAUAUAUAUAUAUAUAUAUAUAUAUAUAGUGGGCACUGACAGUAUUCAGACCCCCUUAAUUUUUUCACUCUUUAUUAUAUUGCAGCCAUUUGCUAAAAUCAUUUAAGUUUAUUUUUUCCCUCUUUAAUGUACACACAGCACCCCAUAUUGCCAGAAAAAAACCAGAAUUGUUGACAUUUUUGUAGAUUUAUUAAAAAACAAAAAACUGAAAUAUCACACAGCCAUAAGUAUUCAGACACUUUUCUGUGACACUCAUAUUUAAUUCGGGUGCUGUCCAUUUUUUCUGAUCAUCCUUGAGAUGGUUCUACAUCUUCAUUAGAGUCCAGUCGUGUUUGAUUAUACUGAUCAGAGUCAGAAUCAUCUUUAUUUGCCAAGUAUGUCCAAAACACACAAGGAAUUUGUCUCCGGUAGUUGGAGCCGCUCUAGUACAACAGACAGUCAAUUUACAGAACACUUUGGAGACAUAAAGACAUGGACAAAAAACAAUUCUGCAAAAAGAUGCAGAGUCCUCUAGCACUUAGAGCAGUUCGAAUGACUAAUAUUGCAAUAGUCCGGUGCAAUGACCAUUGUGCAAAGGGCGCUGAGACUUCAAGGAGUGUAUGCGGUUUAAAGUGACGAGUAGUGCAAUAAUCUGGGACAAUGUUGGUUGUGCAAAUGUUACAUAUACUCCUCAAUCAGUGUGCAAAUGGAGCAGAUGCUACUCUGGCAUGAGUGGCCAGUAUAUGCAAAUAGUGCAGCAUGGCGAGACAACUACAGUGAGUGCACGAGUAAUACAUAAUUGUCACAGAAAUGUGACAACGAACUCAAGUCAAAAAAUUGCCAGCUUGUUGUAAUGGAAUUAUAGGUUAGCUGUUUAAGAAGUUGAUUGCAAGAGGGAAGAAGCUGUUGGAAUGUCUACUAGUUCUAGUUUGCAUUGAUCGGUAGCGCCUACCUGAGGGAAGGAGCUGGAAGAGCUGGUGACCGGGGUGCGGAGGGUCCGAGAGGAUUUUGCACGCCCUUGUCUUAGUUCUGGCAGCGUGCAAGUCCUCAAGGGUGGGUAGGGGGGUACCGACAAUCCUUUCAGCAGUUUUGAUUGUCCGUUGCAGUCGGAGUUUGUCCUUUUUUGUAGCAGCACCAAACCAGACUGUGAUGGAAGAACACAGGACUGAUUCGAUGACCGCUGUGUAGAACUGUCUCAGCAGCUCCGGUGGCAGGCCGUGCACUCUCAGAAGCCGCAGGAAGUACAUCCUCUGCUGGGCCUUUUUGAGGACGGAGUUGAUGUUAGUCGCCCACUUCAGGUCCUGAGAGAUUGUAAUUCCCAGGAACUUGAAGGUCUCGACGGUUGACACAAGGCAGCUGGACAACAUGAGGGGCAGCUGUGGCGAAGGAUGCCUCCUGAAGUCCACGAUCACAGUCUUGCGCGCGGUAUGUGUGGAGAAAACCAGGUACUGCUCAUCACCUGUCCAAUACAUUCCCAACAAUGAAGCAUGGUGGUGGCAGCAUCAUGCUGUGGGGGAUGAAAACCUUCUCCAGAGUGCUCAGGACCUCAGACUGGGCUGAAGGUUCACAUUCCAACAAGUACAAUGACCCAAAGCACACAGCUAAAAUAACGAAGGAGUGGCUUCAGAACAAUUCUGUGACUGUUCUUGAAUGGCGCAGCCAGAGCCCUGAUUUAAACCCAAUUGAGCAUCUCUGGAGAGAGCCGAAAAUGGCUCUCCACCAACAUUCACCAUCCAACCUGACAGAACUGGAGAGGAUCUGCAUGGAGGAAUGGCACAGAAUACCCAAAUCCAGGUGUCAAAAACUUGUUGCAUCAUUCCCAAAAAGACUCAUGGCUUAGCUCAAAAGGGUGCUUCUACGAAACACUGAGCAAAGGGUCUGAAUACUUAUGGCUGUGUAAUAUUUCAGUUUUUCUUUAAUAAUAAAUCUGCAAAUGGCUGCAAUAUAACAAAGACUGAAAAUUUUAAGGGGGUCUUAAUUCUUUCUGUACCCACUGUGUGUGUGUGUGUGUGUGUAUAUAUAUAUAUAUAUAUAUAUAUAUAGAGAGAGAGAGAGAGAGAGAGAGAGAGAGAGAGAGAGAGAGAGAGAGAGAGAGAGAGAGAGAGAGAGAGAGAGAGAGAGAGAGAGAGAGAGAGAGAGAGAGAGAGAGAGAGAGAGAGAGAGAGAGAAACUAAAAAUCAUUUAAUCAUUCUCUCAUUAUUGUGGCAUUUAGCAAAGAGAAAUAAUUUUGGUAAUCCUAAUUGACCUAAAACAGGAAACAUUUAGUCUGAUUUCAUGUCAGACAGGCAGGGGAAAAAGACAUGUCUUUUUACAUAGUCAUGGCUACUGGCCAUGACUGUAAAUAAAUAUUCAAAAUCUUAGGUAAGAGAACAAGCGUGUCUUUUUGACAUUUACAAAGUUCAAUAAAUUACUGAGACAUGUUCGUCACCUGCAAAAAAGUACAGUGUAGCUGUUUUCAGUGGCCCAUUUUAAGAAUGGCACCAAUGAGCUUGGUUAUGUUUUUAUUUCUUUCAGCAGUACAGAUAAGCUUCCUCACAGUAAUUAAUUGGGAGGCAAAUUAAAUCAUGUCAGUUUUACUUAAACCUGUGCACUGGAGGUGCACAAACCUAACUAACAGUAUCUCAGGACCUUGUUCUGUUUUGACUUUGGACUUUGGAUUCUUUUCUACUCUCCUGCUUAAAGCCCUAUUUUUCUUUCCGAAGAGCUCAAGGACAAAACCCAAAAAAAAAACAAAAAAAAAAACAAAUUAAGAACUUAAACAGCAAACACAUUGUGGCAGUAAGGGAACAAAAAAUGUGGAUACACUCCUUGUAGCAUGAAUGUUGUAUUAUUACGAUGGAAGAGCAGUUUCAGUUUAUGAAGUUACUCCCUCACACACACGUUGGUUUGUGGACUUUGACUAGUGCACAACAAGCUGAGGGACCACUUGUGCAACUGUAAAAACACAAAACCAAUGACUAAUAGCUUCUCGCUGCAUCUUUUUAAAGGUCCUAAAGAAUAAUUUUGAAUAACUAUGACCAUCACAAAAGAAACAACAGGAAUAACAUUGUCAAAUAUUUUAUACUGGUAGGAACAAAUGAGCCAAACAGCCUCGCCUCUCUUGCUUUUCCUGUGUACAAUUUUUGUCUAUUCUCAGAGAUAAAUUCAAGUACUUAACAAUUCUAUAAAGAAGUAUAAAUUAUUGUCAUUACAUCUGCCACGGCAGCUGUGAGU
Phyllopteryx taeniolatus (common seadragon) is the source of this 5961-nucleotide messenger RNA. Its product is annotated as neuronal acetylcholine receptor subunit beta-2-like. The transcript has 6 exons. Gene Ontology annotation, cellular component: postsynaptic membrane; synapse; neuron projection. Gene Ontology annotation, molecular function: transmembrane signaling receptor activity; acetylcholine-gated monoatomic cation-selective channel activity. Bases 716 to 2206 code for a protein of 496 amino acids. NCBI's taxonomy places the organism in Eukaryota, Metazoa, Chordata, Actinopteri, Syngnathiformes, Syngnathidae. Gene Ontology annotation, biological process: regulation of membrane potential; chemical synaptic transmission; nervous system process. The record is from RefSeq and is a predicted model, not a curated record.